UAUUGAAUAAACAUUUUAUAUAUGAUAACCAUUUUGGAUUCUUCAUAUCAUUAAAUAAAAAUCUCCAUAGUUUUCUCAAAGGAUAUAAAGCUAUGCUCCCAUACUAAUUUAGUGGAAAAUUCUCAUUAAUGUGUAUUAAAUGUCAAUCCCCCAAAACCCUUAGAGAUAAUCUCAUUCAUCUCUGUCCAUUAAAUGAAUUUUGCCAUUCUUCAAUAUAUAUACAGACACCUGCACCACACAAAUCCUCCAAGACAACAAUCAUGGCUAGAACAAACAUGGUUUUUCUACCUUGCAUCGCCUUACUCUUCACAGUCAUCUCCGUUUCCGACGGAGCUGGUUUCACCGUUGAUCUCAUCCACCGAGACUCGUUACGACCACACUCGGACGUAAAAGUUCAAGACGCCCUCCAAAGAUCGUUCAACCGUGCCAAAAGCCUCGUCAAUAAUGAUAUCAUCUUUCCGCAAUCGACCUCGACCGAAAUAGUUUCGGAUAGAGGUGAGUAUCUAAUGAAGAUCUCUCUUGGUACACCUGCGGUCGAAACCCUGGCAAUCGCUGACACGGGCAGUGACCUCACGUGGAUACAGUGCAAGCCAUGCAUUUCGUGCUUCAAACAGAACUCGCCCAUCUUCGACCCGAAAGGUUCCUCGACGUACAAACAGGUUUCUUGCAGUUCAACCACUUGCACUUCCCUCCAAAGAAGCUCCUGCAAUAGCACGACAGGUACGUGCCUUUAUACGAUGAUGUACGGCGACAGAUCGUACAGCAAGGGCGACCUCGCCACAGAAAAGAUCACGUUAAAGGGCGUUUCUAUCCCUAACGUGAUCAUAGGCUGCGGGCAUGUGGACCAAGGCACGUUUGGUGCAGGUGCGUCGGGUAUUGUGGGGCUAGGUGGCGGUCGAGAAUCUUUAAUAACUCAAAUGGGAUCUUCGAUCGAGGGCAAGUUUUCUUACUGCCUUGUGCCUUUCCUCAGCGGGAAUGCGAAAUCGAGCAAGAUGAAUUUCGGAGAAAACGCGGUUGUUUCGGGCGCUGGUGUGGUGUCGACGCCUAUAGUGGAGAAAACUCCCAAGACUUUCUAUUACUUGACUUUGGAAGGGUUGACAGUUGGCAAGCAGAGAUUGGAUGUGUCUUCUUUAUAUGGUUCGAGCGCGUCCGAAGAAGGGAACAUGAUCAUUGACUCGGGUACGACGUUGACUUUUCUGCCGUCUGAUCUGUACUAUCAGGUCGUAACGGCGGUGAAGAGUCAGGUGAAGUUGAAGCAGAUUAGUGAUCCACAGGGGGUGUUGAAUCUGUGCUAUUUGUCUACAGGGGAGGUUCCUCAGGUUCCUGCAAUUACUGCACAUUUUAAGGGGGCAGAUGUGAAGUUGAAAACCGUGAACACGUUUAUUAGGACCGGAGAUAACUCACUGUGCUUUGCUUUCGCACCCGCUACGAGUUUCGGGAUUUACGGCAAUGUGGCGCAGAUGAAUUUCUUGGUUGGUUAUGACUUGAAGAAGAAAACCGUGUCGUUUAAGCCGACUGAUUGUAGCAAAGCUUAACAUACAGAAGAAAACCGUGUCGUUUUUAUUUAAAUCUUUAUUGGUUGGUAAUUGAAACGGCUAUUUGUUUGUUUCGUAUGAAUGAUUCACUGAAUAUCAUGUUUAAGGUG
Erythranthe guttata (spotted monkey flower) is the source of this 1645-nucleotide messenger RNA. Its product is annotated as aspartic proteinase CDR1. Gene Ontology annotation, cellular component: extracellular region. Gene Ontology annotation, biological process: proteolysis. Lineage: Eukaryota; Viridiplantae; Streptophyta; Magnoliopsida; Lamiales; Phrymaceae. Gene Ontology annotation, molecular function: aspartic-type endopeptidase activity. The record is from RefSeq and is a predicted model, not a curated record.